AAGGUCCAAAUGCAAUUUCUUGUUAGUUCCUCGAAAGUCGUAAAUCGGCUUCCCCUUGCUUUCACAUUUGAUUUAAUAAUUUAAAAUAAAUGGAGUUUAGACAUUGCUUCCUUCUCCUCCUCACCUCCCAUUCUAAAUGACAGCAGUAACCUCAGCAUUUCUCGCAUGUAUGAUAUCUGGCGUAUCUAGCGGCAACUGUUGUCCCCCUCAGGAAUAUUAGAAGAGUUCCAAAAUUAGUAUCUGUCCCGCAGGCAACGGGGUGAAAUGUGAAAUGCCAGAUGUCAAGAAGAAGAAGACAGAACCGCCGCUUUGGAUGAGUGAGGACCGAGUUGCUGAGUUGUGCAAGACAUCUCAUCUCAUCUCAUCUCCUGGUACAUAACUCCCAAUUUGGCUCCUUAUAUGUUUGGUGCCCAUAAUCCAUUAGACUCACCCUUCUGCUCAGCAAUUGGACGCUUUUGGCUCAUAAGGUUCCCUCAGAUCUGAAACCAUACUUCUUGACAUGUUUUAAGUGUUAAAGAUCUAACUUUUGUAGGAUAAAUGGGUGAUGACAUUGAAGAAGAUAGUUCAUAUUUGAAACCAGUUGGAAGAUGGGCUGUUUUCUAUUAUGGUGUGGGUCACAUGCUAAAUGACAUCACUUCUGCUUGUUGGUUUACUUAUCUCUUAUUAUUCUUAACUGAUAUUGGACUCUCCCCGAGAGAUGCUGCUAUAGUAAUGCUUUCAGGUCAGAUAGCUGAUGGAUUUGCCACCAUAUUUACGGGUGAACUGAUAGACAGGUUUGGACAUUUCAAAAUAUGGCAUGGUGCAGGAUCAGUCCUGGUUGCCAUUUCAUUUUCAUCUGUUUUUGGUGGCUGUUGGCCUUGUAAAAUCUUCAGCACCAAUUCAUGGACUAUAGAAACAAUUUCUUAUAGUGUCUUUGCUGCAAUCUUCAAUGUGGGUUGGGCUGCUACUCAAGUUUCACACAUGUCCAUGGUGAAUUGCAUCUCCCUGAAUUCAACAAGCAGGGUGGUGAUGGCUAGCUGUCGAAAUGCUUUUACUAUGGUUGCCAAUCUCAGUCUUUAUGCAGUUGCUUUGACAGUAUUCAACGUCAGUGAAGCAAAAACACAUGAUGAUAUUGAAAAUCAGUACCGUUGGAUUGCAUACGUGUCAAUUUUUAUUGGAUGCUGCUUUGUGGGAAUAUUUCAUCUUGGAACCAAGGAGCCAAGAUUAAGGAUAAGUCUGCAUGGAAAUCGUUAUGCAAGGAUAUCAUGGACUUACUGGUUCAAGAAAAUUUUAUACUACCAAGUUGGACUUGUAUAUGUGCUUACAAGGCUUGUACAAAAUGUUUCCCAGGCAUAUCUUGCAUUCUAUGUGAUUAACGAUUUGCGAAUGACCCAAUCAGCUAAAGCUUUGGUACCUGCAAUCAUUUACAUCAGCAGCUUUGUUAUAUCUGUCAUCAUGCAGGAAAUAUCUUGGACUGGACAACGCCUGAAAGCAUACUACUCUGCUGGCGGCAUUCUUUGGAUGUUUUGUGGUGCAAGCAUCCUUCUUUUACCCAGAAGCCUGAGUGCUUUCAUGUUUGUCAUAUCCAUAUUUAUUGGGAUAGCAAAUGCUCUAAUGAUGGUAACUGGAAUAAGCAUGGAAAGUGUUCUAGUCGGUUCAGAUCUCAAUGGCUGUGCGUUUGUUUAUGGAUCCCUUAGCUUUUUAGACAAGAUUUCAUGUGGACUUGCUCUGUAUGCUCUUCAAUCAUUUCAAAGCAUCUCGCCGAAAGUCCAGAAUACUCUUUUAGCAGAUUAUAUUUCAGUUACAAGAUAUGGUUUGGGUCUGGUUCCAGCUUUUUGUUCACUUCUUGGUGUAGCUGUUACAUACACUAUGAAACUGCAUGCUCCUCAGUACAAACCCCUGAUGGAGCCACUUUUGGAGUAAUGAUGUAUGAAAAGUUGCCAAUUUAUUGUGAAGAUUGCAAUAUACCCCAGCAGUUGUGCUCAGUUAGGGAUGAAGAAUUUCAGAUCAGUACAACCCAAUCGGCUGGGAUUUAGUUUAUUUUACUUUAUUCUUUCAAGGAGGUCAUGUCCAGUAUUUGUUCUUUGCUCAUAGGAUAGUUAUUUGAACAUUCUUUCUACACAAGGCUAGGCUUCAUUCAAAUGUUGUACACCAGACGUGCAGUUUAAGAAAAACUAACACUAAUACAUUCUUACAGGAUGUUUACAAGCAAACUAUACUAAUUUGUUAACGAGCUCAGCAGUUGACAGCUUUUUCCUACUGUUCGGUUAUGGCACACUGUUUUUCUCUGGGAAUAUGGUCCGCAGGCCUGGAAGGUAAACGUCCUUUCAUCUCCUGAACUUAGACGUCACUGAUCAAUUUCUUGAUGUUGCUGCUGUGAAACCUGCCUUUAUAAAAUACAUAGAAGUCGUGUAUUUUGUUUGUAUUUAUGUACUCAACUCAGGAUAUACAAUGAGCUGUUUCAUCCGAAUGUGAAAUAGAAACUGUCCAUUAAGCUGAAA
This is a messenger RNA of Jatropha curcas, 2480 nucleotides long. RefSeq lists its product as uncharacterized. Gene Ontology annotation, cellular component: plasma membrane. Gene Ontology annotation, biological process: carbohydrate transport. The record is from RefSeq and is a predicted model, not a curated record. Gene Ontology annotation, molecular function: symporter activity. Lineage: Eukaryota; Viridiplantae; Streptophyta; Magnoliopsida; Malpighiales; Euphorbiaceae.